Messenger RNA from Fusarium sp. VM40, 1476 nucleotides. The record is from the annotation of a GenBank genome assembly. Lineage: Eukaryota; Fungi; Ascomycota; Sordariomycetes; Hypocreales; Nectriaceae.
AUGGAGCAACGAUCCCUUCUUGACUGCCCCCAAGAGGUUCAGCUUAAGAUUGCUGGAUUUAUUUCACAGAAUGACUUGGCAAGCCUUUGCAUGACGAGUUCGUCCUUGCGCAAUGUUGCCCAGCCUCUGAUUUAUUCUACGAUCCAAUUAUUGUGGGUUCGAGAAUACCACCCGCCCAUCGUGCAGGCGCUUUGCUUUCUUCGAACGCUGCUUGAGAGACCAGAGCUUUGCAACCACGUCCGGAGCCUGGAAUUUGAUGGUGACGGUCACAUUGACUGUGACAACCCUCCAGAACCGGAUGAAACGCCGGAGCCACCCGACGUUCCCGUGCUUCCUCUCGAUCGCCUUGUCAAAAUUAUCAAGAGAACAGGCGUCUCACAAACCAGUGCAGAUAGCUGGAUCAGCAAAGUUCUCUACUCCGAAGCAUACACGUACUUGGACGUGCCGGAAAACCACCAGCUGCAUACAAUCAGUAAAGCUCAACAAGAAUGGGCUGACGGUACUAUGGCUCUUCUUCUGUCCCUUCUUCCAGGUCUAUCCAGAUUCUCUGCAUCUAUCAAUUGGUCUGGAGAGAUAAGCACGUUGGGUGCCGUGUUUCGACUGUCUCUCCGUCCGACAACCGGAGACCCUUCUCACUGCCCGUUUCCGAAUCUUCAGUCUUUGAAGGACGUGUCAGUUGCAUCAACCCUUGAAACAGAUCCAAACCUAGAUCCUGAAAACACCGCAGAAGCCCUUUCAAUAUUUUACCUACCAAACAUUCGGAAUCUUUCCGUCUCAAUUGAUAACCCAGUUCAUUUUACCUGGCCAGGCCUUUUACCUCCCAACCCAGCUUUCUUGACAUCGUUGGAGAUCCACAGGCUACGAGAAUGUCACCUUGCUCCCAUCUUAUCUGCGACAAAAGGCCUCAAAUGGCUGCGGUAUAACUGGUUCUAUCGCCCUGACCUUGACCAAGAUGUCAGCGCAGACACUGUUAUGCUUGAAACCAUGGCAAAAGCCUUCUUGGAGGUCAGCGAAACGCUUGAAGAGCUACAGAUCACUGCUCAAGUGCAACCUGCAUUAUCACAAGGCGAGUGUGAAAAGCCAGAAGUCACCAUUCAAGAAUCCCUGAUACAACUUUCACGGAUGAGUAGGCUGAAGACAUUGCAAGUUCCAUGGACAUUUCUGAUUGGGUCGGGUACCCUUUUCACAGCUAAGCAGAUCGGCCCUGCGCUUCCAGUCACCCUUCACCACUUGACCCUGACCCGUGAACUCAUGGAUGAUCAAGAGUCAGAGAACCAGGAUGAAGCAAUGGUUUUGGCCUUGGAAAGGGAGUUUGAAAAUGGUGUCCUUUCAAAUGCAACAUCAUUGAAAAGUAUCUACCUGCCUCGAUCGUUCUACCGGCGUGGGUGGUCUCAGGAAUGCCGAGAGAGAUUAGAAGUACUUGAGUGUCGAUCUGGUGUGAAUUUAACCUUCAACACAAGUCGAUCGACUAGCUAG